UUUUUUAACUUUUUAUUAUUUUAUUAUUUUUUUUUGGCACGGGCAGCAUGCCAGCAGUUUUCCUCCUACUCCGCUCCCUGGUCAUCAGGCUCCUCGGUAGCAGGGCGGCCGGCUCGGUGGUCCAGUUCCUCCGGAGAGGCCUCUCCAGGGCGGCUGUCCACCUCGGCACCGCGCUGCGCAACAUCUGGGACCACGUUCGAUCCCAGCAGUCCAAGGAAGCCGUCCUGGGCUGCGUGCUGUGCAUUCUCAACAUGCACAAGAAGGUGGAGAACUGAGC
Messenger RNA from Lampris incognitus (smalleye Pacific opah), 277 nucleotides. RefSeq names its product protein myomixer-like. The record is from RefSeq and is a predicted model, not a curated record. NCBI's taxonomy places the organism in Eukaryota, Metazoa, Chordata, Actinopteri, Lampriformes, Lampridae. The transcript has a single exon. Bases 48 to 275 code for a protein of 75 amino acids.